Molecule: messenger RNA, 492 nt
Organism: Plasmopara halstedii
Lineage: Eukaryota; Oomycota; Peronosporomycetes; Peronosporales; Peronosporaceae
Exons: 2
Coding region: 1-492 (163 amino acids)
Source: RefSeq, a predicted model, not a curated record
AUGUUAUUGAGUUUUUUGGGAUGUGAAGUUGUUGCAAAGGCUUUCAAGUUUAAACUGCACCUUAAAGUGCAAGGACAGGAGCUCUGUAAUACACAGCGCAAGGCGUACUGUCGUGAUAUUGACCCCAUUUUGCCAUUACCACAGAAUUCCGGUCAAUUUGAUUGCGACAAAACUAAAGCUGUCGGUUUCAGCGCAUCUGUGGUGGACAAUUUAAGGUACAAAGGUAUCUCAUGUAUCCGAUUAAACAACAUCAGGUCUUUAUUUCUGUCGCCUCGAGUGAUUUUUAACUUCUUGGGCAGCGUAGUCUGGAAUUCAAGCCGGCGCACCUAUCAAAAUUUGAAUGUUUUAUCCCAAAUUGAUCUGGUCAAGAUGUACCCGAAUAAAAAUUUAAGGCUUAAGGUUCAAUCUGCAGCAGAAAAGGAUGAGGGUGGACUCGGAGAAAAGUUCAAAUUUGUGCUCAUCGAAAUCUUUUGGCCUGUUCAAACUGAAUAA